CGCCGCGCUGUCACCGAGGACUGUAGCCGAUGCACACGACAACACUUCGCUUCGACAUCUAACUCUUGAUCGCACCACCCUAGGCUCGCUGACUGCACACAAUCCUGAAUACACCCGCUCACUUGCCACCGCGUAUAACCCGCCCCAUCGCUGGUCCAUCCACCACCGCCGCCACCAUGAGCUUCCUCAGCGGACCGGAGUGCUCGACGGGUGCAAACCCGCUGGCACAGUUCCAAAAGCAGACAUCAGCGGACACUUCAUUACAACGCGAUCGUCUUACAGGAAGCAGUCAGCAAUCACUGGGUGGCUUCCGCAGCAAGCAGCCCAAUCUCGCCGAAGAGGCGGCCUUCCAAGAGUUCCAGAACGCCGGGCCAGUACUGGGAGAACAGCUUCCAAUCGACUCAUCAGCGUACCUCGAGCAGCUCCACCGGCGGCAAGAGCUGCAUGGUGCGAACCUCGAAGGCAACGGUUGGGCGGGUGAAUUUGCUCAGCAACCCUUCGCACCGCAGCACCAGCACCAGCAACCCCACAUCGACCGGAACGGCUUCAACGCCCAAGACUUUGCGCAAUUCCGCCAACGUCAGCUCUCGCCCAUUCAUCGCAACGCAUCACAAAGUCCGAGCUACCAGCAGCAAUCUUCCUUUCAGCGGCCGCCGAUGUAUGGCAACGACUACGGCGGAUUCGGCGGGAUGCAGAGACCGAUGAUGUUUCAAUCGCAGCAGCAGUCGAUGUGGGGUCAGCAACCGCAGCAGGAGCAGUAUGAGGGUAAGGGUAAGGGUCGGGUGCAGGAGCUCAGCGAUACCGAUUGGGAGAAGCAGUUCGAGGAGCUCAGUACGGCGGACAAGGAGGCGGAUAUGGAUGCGUUGGACCGGGAGGCGGAGAAGGCGAUGGAGGCGGAGUUGGAUCAGAUGGACAGGUCAGAGACCGGUUUCGGGGACUUCGAGGAGAUCUGGCGUGGUAUACAAGCACGAACUGACACUGCCAGGAACAUGCUUGCCCAACAAGACGAUCUUGCAGAACAUCUCGGCGAUGAAUUCGACCAGUGGGAAGGCUUUGAUGGCAUGGGUACGGGUGAGUUCGACGGACUUCGCACGCAUGACAACCGGAGACCGGAGCUCGGCAAUUACCUGUUCGAGGAGAACAACAUCUUCAAAGACGUGCCGAAUGCGUUCGAAGAAGGCAUGAAGAUCAUGCGUGAGGGCGGCAACCUAUCCCUUGCCGCUCUCGCUUUCGAGGCGGCUGUGCAAAGAGACGCCGAGUUCGUCGACGCAUGGGUGGCGCUAGGCUCCGCGCAAGCUCAGAACGAGAAAGAAGCUCCCGCCAUCCGCGCACUCGAACAGGCGCUCAAAAUCGACCCAGACAAUCUGGAUGCGCUGAUGGGCCUGAGCGUGAGUUACACGAAUGAAGGCUACGACUCCCUCGCCUACCGCACCCUCGAGCGCUGGGUCGGGGUCAAGUACCCACAACUCGGCGUCGCGCCGCACGAUCUCAGCGCGGAAGAGGAACUAGGUUUCACCGAUCGCCAUCAACUGCACGACAAAGUGACGAAUCUGUUCCUCGAGGCGGCGCAGAUGCAUCCAGAAGGCAGCGAUCUCGACGUCGACGUGCAAGUCGGAUUGGGCGUGUUGUUCUACGGCAGCGAAGAUUACGAUAAAGCCGUUGACUGCUUUACCGCCGCGCUCAACAGUGCCGAGAACGGCGCCAUGAAGCGAGAGGGAGAGGAACACCUCCUCUGGAACCGUUUGGGAGCUACGCUAGCGAACAGCGGACGCAGCGAAGAAGCUAUAGAAGCUUAUUCCCGCGCCCUCGAACUACGUUCCAACUUCGUCCGAGCCCGGUACAACCUCGGCGUGAGUUGCAUCAACCUAGGCGUAUACGAACAAGCGGCCUCCCACCUCCUCGGCGCACUGAGUAUGCACCGCGUCCUUGAGCACGAAACGCGGCAGAAAGCGGCUGAAUUAAUGAUGGAUGGGAUUGGGGGUGAUGUAUGUAGUGAUGUGGUGCUUGAAGGGUUGUUGCAGCAGAAUCAGAGCACGAACCUUUAUGAUACUUUGAGGCGGGUCUUCACGCAGAUGAAUCGCAGGGAGCUGGCGGAUGUGGUGGGGCCGGAUAUGAAUCUCGAUGCGCUGAGGGGCGAGUUUGACUUUUAG
Messenger RNA from Baudoinia panamericana UAMH 10762, 2150 nucleotides. RefSeq lists its product as uncharacterized. Gene Ontology annotation, cellular component: peroxisomal membrane; cytosol. Gene Ontology annotation, biological process: protein import into peroxisome matrix, docking. The coding region runs from base 177 to 2150 and encodes 657 amino acids. The transcript is spliced from 2 exons. Gene Ontology annotation, molecular function: protein binding. The record is from RefSeq and is a predicted model, not a curated record. NCBI's taxonomy places the organism in Eukaryota, Fungi, Ascomycota, Dothideomycetes, Mycosphaerellales, Teratosphaeriaceae.